AUGAAAGUGGAAGCAGAAGAGGAAGUUGACCAACUUAAGGAAGAAUCACUCAAAGAUCAGGAACUCAAAGACAAAGCAAUCAUUGAAGAAUUGAUGUCAAGCCCUGUUUUUCAGCCUCCUCCUCCUCCUCAGCAUUUCAAAAUCAAGGUCAAACUGGCUGCACAAGAACCAGAAAGAAACCAAGAUGGUGAAAGGCCUACCAGUACGGAUGAUGUGAAGCCACUCCAAAGGACUCAACGUUUAAAGAAGGCUAUUGUUGACAAAGAACAUGUUAAACCUGUAAAAUCCAUCAGAAAAAAAGGUGGUAAAAAACACUGA
Molecule: messenger RNA, 318 nt
Organism: Melampsora larici-populina 98AG31
Lineage: Eukaryota; Fungi; Basidiomycota; Pucciniomycetes; Pucciniales; Melampsoraceae
Exons: 2
Coding region: 1-318 (105 amino acids)
Source: RefSeq, a predicted model, not a curated record